CUUAACACGACGUGCAUUCAAUCGAGUGAGCGAAGUCGAGGAGAUCCAGAUGCAGACAAUUAUGAUGAACAUUGUCACCGAAUUGACCACCCCCACCACCGACGGCACCAAUGGCAUCUCUUCUAAUGAACACGCCACCAUCACAAGAACUUUGUGCGACUGAUUUCGACCUCGAUUUCGCAGUCCAAGCGGGAGAUGAAAUUGUGGAGAUAGCUAGCUAAGUCUUACUGAAGUAGGAGGCUCUGUAAUGGAGAUGACGAAGCAGAAGGGAAUGCCUCCGCCGGCGCUGGCUGAGCCACCUGGACCCAAGGAGCAAGGGAACAAUGGAGCAAAGGUGCAUGCUUGGUUUGGAGAGACGAAGACGCUGGCGGUGCUCGCUUUGUUCACCUUCCUCCUGCUUCUCACUGUGCUUUCGGGAGCCCAUAGAAGAUUAUCUCUCGAUCAGGUGUUCUCGAGGCCAGCAGAGGUCUCGCAAGGAGUGUUCAAUACGAGUUGCACUGCCAAUUCUUCCAGUGGGGAACCUCCGGUAGACAAGUCGCUUGGUGGUCUGCUCUCCAGCGCAUUCGACGAAGCCUCUUGCCGGAGCCGCUUCGAGGCUGCGCGACUGUGGAAGCCGUCAAACCACACCCCUUCUCCGUAUCUCUUACAGAAGCUACGAAGUUACGAAGCUCUCCACAAAAAGUGUGGCCCCAACACUGAGCUCUACAACAAGAGCACAGAGCAGUUGCUGUCGAACCGCAGCAUGGGGCCGAUGGAGUGCAACUAUGUGGUAUGGAUGCCAUCGGAUGGCUUAGGCAACAGGAUGAUUAGCAUCGCCUCAGCUUUCCUCUACGCUCUCCUCAAUGACAAGGUCCUUUUGUUGUUCCUUUCGGAAGACAUGAACGGUCUCUUCUGCGAGCCAUUUCCUGACACAACUUGGGCUCUGCCUUCCGAUUUCCCUAUCAAGAACAUCCGAUGGAUCUGGAGCUUUGACAAAGAUCCAAAUCGAUUCGGAAGCAUGAUGAAGAAAAAGUUGCUCAGCAAUCGCAUGAGCAUUGCCAAUGGUUCAUUUUCGCUGCCACCUUAUCUCUAUCUUCACCUCAUACACGAUAACGACGACUACGAUAAGAUGUUCUACUGUGAAGAAGCUCAGCUACUGCUUCAACAUUUCCCCUGGAUAUUGCUGAGGUCGAAUCAAUAUUUUGUGCCCUCUUUGUUCCUCGUACCUAAAUUUGAGGAGGAAUUAAGGUUACUCUUCAAUGAGAGGACGGCCGUCUUCCAUCUCUUGGGAAGAUACCUGUUCCACCCAUCCAACUCGGUCUGGGGUUACAUAACAAGGUACUACCAAGCAUAUCUAGCAAAUGCAAAGGAAAGGUUAGGGAUGCAGAUAAGAAUUUUUGGAGAUGUCGACUUCAACAGCCACUCCGGUUAUAUAAUUGGCUGCGCGCUGACAAGAAAGCUUUUACCCGGCCUUGAUACAAAAGGUAGUGCUCUUCCAAACAUCACUGGAGCGAAGCCAAAAGCUGUUCUUGUGACGAGUUUGAGCAAUGGAUACUUCGAGAGGCUGAGAGACAUGUACUAUGAGCAUGCAACGGUGACCGGAGAGGUGAUUGGCGUUUAUCAACCCAGCCACGAAGAGCGACAGCACACAGAGAAGCUCAAUCACAACAUGAAGGCUCUUGCAGAAAUUUAUCUUUUGAGCUUCAGUGAUUCGUUGGUCACCAGUCCAUUUUCUACCUUUGGGUAUGUGGCACAAGGUCUCGGUGGUACAAGACCGUGGAUGCUUGUGAGGCAUGAUAAGGACAAUCUUUGCCUGCAAUCCUCGACGAUGGAACCCUGCUUUCACUUCCCUCCAUCUUUUGAGUGCAAAUCGAGAAGGAAAAUGAACCUCGGAUCAGUAGUUCCAUAUUUGAGGCACUGCGAAGACUUUCCUCGUGGCAUAAAAUUGUUUAAUUAGACAAGGAAGCAUCCCCAAGACCAAUUAUGAACAAUCUGGUAUAUUCUUGUAGCUUUAAAUACUCAGUGCCUGUUUAAUUUUGUAUUGGAGUUCUUUUUCUCCUACCAUAAGAUUUGAGUACAAAAUGCUACAAAUUGAUGUC
This is a messenger RNA of Zingiber officinale, 2078 nucleotides long. Its product is annotated as fucosyltransferase 2-like. Gene Ontology annotation, molecular function: galactoside 2-alpha-L-fucosyltransferase activity. NCBI's taxonomy places the organism in Eukaryota, Viridiplantae, Streptophyta, Magnoliopsida, Zingiberales, Zingiberaceae. The record is from RefSeq and is a predicted model, not a curated record. The transcript has 2 exons. Gene Ontology annotation, biological process: cell wall biogenesis; xyloglucan biosynthetic process. The coding region runs from base 248 to 1936 and encodes 562 amino acids. Gene Ontology annotation, cellular component: Golgi apparatus; membrane.